AUGUCCACACGGCACACUGCCACCAGCAUGGAUAACAAUAAACACCCAGUUAAGUACGAAAAGCAGGACGAAGAUUAUCAAAUGGUAGAGAAAAUGAGAGGAAAGACUUUAUAUGCGUGGGAGAGAUUUACUAUGGGUCAAGAUAAACGAGAUAUCAAGUCCAUUUUAGAAUUUUUUCAGAAAAUUGUUAUUUCAUAUGAUAUCAAUCUUGCUGAUAUUGAUGAAGAAGGCAAAUAUACGCCUGGAGCCUGUGCUGGAGCAUCUGCUAAAGAAAGACCCAGGGAUACCAUCUCUCGAGCGACAUCCAUCGGUAUCGUCAAGGACAAGCCAACGGAUCUUUUAUUGCCCAAGGCAAUGCAGCAAGGCGCCGUAUCUGCUCCAUUAAAUGUUAAGCAACGUGAUGGCCAGCUUGUGUCCUCAUUAGAUGCUCCUGGAAACCAGUACAUGCAUUCUCCACCCUCCUCAGAAAACCUGCAUACAACUUCGUUGCCAUCGGUAUUUCACAACUAUAUACAACUUGUACCUGUCGAAGCGCCAUAUUGGGCUUCCCAGUCAUCAUCUGUUUUAUUCCACUCUGCUACUGCUUUUGUUGUCAUGACUGCUCCACAGCAGUGUAUUCGGAGACCCCCUUCACCUCAAAAAGGCCUCCCAGACCACUUUCCUGUGAAAUGA
Molecule: messenger RNA, 672 nt
Organism: Lobosporangium transversale
Lineage: Eukaryota; Fungi; Mortierellomycota; Mortierellomycetes; Mortierellales; Mortierellaceae
Exons: 3
Coding region: 1-672 (223 amino acids)
Source: RefSeq, a predicted model, not a curated record